UCUCUGAUCAGCCCGGACGCGACAAAGCUACCUUUGAUUCCAUUUUAUUAAUUGUCUCCACGCUGCCUUCGCGUCAUAGCCGAACUCGAUCCUCUUUAACUUCUACAUAUGAUUUCUCCCAUGCACCAAUGAACACUCGCGAAACAUAGAACCUGUAUACUGGUUGGCUUGAAUUUCUGUCAUUACCUCAUUCUCUGAGGUUCGCUAGCAACCAGAUCACCAAUCUUAGACCACCUCAUCCCAUUUCACCUUCUCGCAAUGAGCGCAACACCCCCUGCGGGCCCUAACGGCCAAAGGCCAACCCCUCCUGCAGGCGCGCCGCCGUUGCGCAGACCACGCGCCGCUGUGAAUCCCCUCGUCCCAAGAAAACCCGUGCGUCGACCACAACCUUCCACAUCCGCGAAUACUGGUUCCCGGCCCGUUAGUAAACCACCACCACGCCCGACACAGAAUAAACCAGGCCCACCGAACUUCGACGCGCUGCGCAGUCAAAAUGGAGGAUGGUCUUUUCCUGCGCCUCCCGCAGAAGAUCUCGAGGAGUAUCCUUUGUAUCUCACCAAGAAAUCCCUUAAAGAGGGCUUACGAUUCCACAUCAUGCGCUUUGCACCACCUGGGUCCAGAAAUACCAAGCUUGACAGAGGUAUCGACCCUACUAACCAGGAUGACUUCACUCGACCCGUUACAUUGCAGCGACGCGAUCCUAGACAGCCGCCACCUGGUCGUGAAGUGAAAGAGGAGCCUCUUGUCGAGGAGGAGGAAACGGUCGAUACAGCUGAGGCAGAAAGACUUGCGCAGAUAAAAGAGCAGAGAGAAGCUCAGCGCGCGGCUGAUAAUGCUCAAAAAGCGCCCGUUGUCAAAGACGCGAAUCCAAAGGGAAAACAACAACAGAAGGAACAGAAGAAGCCUAGCUUACAAAUUCAUCAUGGAGCACGUACCGAGGAGCAGAAGAGACAAGCCGAGAUUCGAUAUGAAGAAGCCCUGCCGUGGCACCUGGAGGAUGCUGAUGGCAAGAACGUAUGGGUCGGCCAGUAUGAAGCUCCAUUGUCCGAUUGCAAAAUUGCGUUGAAGAUUCACAAGAACGGGUUUCGCGUAAUUCCCCUAGAGAAAUGGUAUAAAUUCCAAUCGAAACGUGGUGCAUUUCAGGUCAUGUCAAUUGAGGAUGCAGAGAAAGCCAUGAACAAGAAGGUCACUCUUGGUCGUUGGGCGAUAAGGGACACCCAGCGCCAAGAGUCCGAGAGGGCAAUGGCGGAGUCUCGAGCUAUAGUCAAUGGCCGUGUGCCAGUCAAGCAAGAAAGUGGCACAUUCAAGCAAGCUUCACGUCAGGAGAAAAUGGAUCAUGAUGACAUAGAUAUGUCGGGAGACGAAUUUCAGGAUGACGACGAGACUGCUGGGUACGAACCAGAUAGAGAUGAGGAGAUCAAGCAAGCUAACACUCGAAUUCGACGAGAUCAGCUUAAUGCUAAUCUCUUUGGCGAAGCUGAUGAAGUCAAAGUUGAGAAGGAUGAGGAAGAUGAGUUGAAAGAGGAAUUGAGUCGCAAACUUCACGGCGAACGUGUCAAGAAGGCAUUGAAAAGACGUGAUAAGCAGUUCCAGUACGACAGCGAUUCUUCUAACGGGCGAAAUCCUUUCGCUUCUUCUGAGGAGUCCGACAGUGAUUCUGACAACGAGAAAGAUAAAGACAAAGACAAGGAAGAUCCAGAAAAGAAGGCAGAGAAGGAUAAGGACGGAGGUAACUCCACCAAGGGAUCCAACACUCCACAAAAGAAGACUGCCGAGGCGGGAAAGAAGGGCAAGUCUCUCAAGCGACCCGGAUCUCCCAUGGUUUCAGACUCCAGUGGCACUGAAUCUACCCGUAAGAAAAAGAAGACUGCACAUAGUCGUGGUAAUACGCCCUUACCUCAGCGAACGAAGGCCGGCGCUGGCUCAACUAGUGAUGGCGAAGCCACCGCCGGUGAAAUGUCAGACGGUGCCGGAGGCAAGAAGAUGCGAUAUGGUCUGUCGACUGCAGGCGGAAAGAGCUCUAAAGGUACACCUGUAGGUUCACGGGCUGGUAGCCCCGUCCCGACCCAAGGUGCUACCAAUAAGGGCUCUGCGGCUGCUUCUCGCGCCAAUUCCCCAGGCGCUCCAGCUCAGAGCUCGGAGAAUCUCAGACCUAUCACAGCCCAAGAGAUUAUCAGUGCCCUGCCACCUCCCCCAGAAGGCAUCAGUGUUGGUAACUUCCUUAAGAAGUUCCAAGACCGAGUCGACAAACCUGGUGGUAUGCUACGGAAGGAUUGGCUGAAGCUGGUGAAGGAGAAUGCCAUCUUCAACAACGCCGAUAAGUUACUCCGUCGCAAAGUUUAGAGCCGUAGGCGGCGGUGAACAUCGGAUACUUGCGUACUUUAAUGGCCAAGUUGCUUCACGGCUUGUCGAAUGCCAAACCCUACUUCCUAAGAGUAGGUAGGUACUCAAAUAUGAUACGAAGCUACCGUUUAU
Messenger RNA from Hypoxylon fragiforme, 2475 nucleotides. Its product is annotated as Rap30/74 interaction domain-containing protein. NCBI's taxonomy places the organism in Eukaryota, Fungi, Ascomycota, Sordariomycetes, Xylariales, Hypoxylaceae. Gene Ontology annotation, molecular function: DNA binding; TFIIF-class transcription factor complex binding; RNA polymerase II general transcription initiation factor activity. Gene Ontology annotation, cellular component: nucleus; transcription factor TFIIF complex. The record is from RefSeq and is a predicted model, not a curated record. Gene Ontology annotation, biological process: positive regulation of transcription elongation by RNA polymerase II; transcription initiation at RNA polymerase II promoter. Bases 259 to 2343 code for a protein of 694 amino acids. The transcript is spliced from 2 exons.